UCGCGCGACCGUCUCCUCCCAUUUUCACUUCUGACUGCCUUCAACCUGCGACGCUUGAAACUCUCUUUCCGACAAGAUGUCGAAAACUGCAAAAAUGCAGAACGGUGGCUCUAAGGCGGAAGUACAAAAUACCGACGGGCGCAUGACGUUCCUGUUGUUCAUGUCUGUGUUCAUCUCUGUGUUCGGGUCGCCGUUCCAGUACGGCUACAGCACCAGCGUGGUCAACGCGCCCGCAGAGCUCAUGCAGAAUUUCUACAAAAAAUCCUUCUACAACUUCACCGGCGCUGAGCUGGCUGAUGACAGCCUGACCGUGCUGUGGUCCACAACAGUGUCUAUCUACUGUCUGGGUGGACUCAUAGGGUCUCUACUGGUGGGGCCACUCGCCUCAAAAAUAGGGAGGAAAGGCGCGAUUCUCUUCAACAAUAUCUUCUCUCUGUCGGCUGCCGCCUUGAUGUUUGGGGCCAGGUUUGCCAACUCCUACCACAUGAUCAUUCUGGGCAGAACGAUUGUGGGGAUCCACAACGGCUUGUCUAUCGGAGUAGUUCCCAUGUACCUGUCGGAGAUUUCCCCGCCCAACCUGAGAGGUGGAAUAGGCGUGACGUCACAGCUACUUACCACUAUCGGCAUCCUGGUGGCGCAAAUCCUCGGGCUGGAAUUCAUACUCGGCAAUGAAGACUAUUGGCACUACCUCAUGCUGGUUGGUUACGUCAUUCCAUCCGGGAUACAGCUGCUGAUCCUGCCGUUCCUUCCCGAGAGCCCCCGGUACCUGCUCAUCGACAAGGACUCUCCGGAGAAGGCUAAAAAGGUUCUGCAGAAGCUUCGUGGAGAGAAGGACGUGGAUGCCGUCCUGGACGACAUGAAACUUGAAGAUGAGAUGCAGAAGAAGGAACCGAAGAUGCACGUGUUCGCCCUGCUGAAGUCCCGCGCCCUGCGGUCUCAGCUCGUCUGCUGUGUGCUGGUCAUGGCGGGGCAGCAGUUCUCAGGCAUCAACGCCAUCUUCUUCUACUCGACGUCCAUCUAUGAGAAGGCCGGCGUGCCCAAGGAGUACAGUCCGUACGCGACUAUAGGAACCGGUGCCAUCAACGUGUUUAUGACCAUAGUCUCGGUUCUUGUGAUUGACAUCACAGGGAGAAAGGUCCUGCUGACGUGGCCACUCGUGUUCAUGACGUUGGCCUUCGCCAUUCUAACUGUAACCCAAGGCUUGUCUGAGUACCUGUACUGUGUAUGUGGCUGCUCUCAAGGGAUAAACCCUAACGCCACACUUGUGGGGGAUGUCUGCCAGUUCGUGAACCAAACAGGCACAUACGAAGAGACGAUAGCCAAUCUAAAUACAACGGAUCCAUACGCCUGGAUAGCCUACCUUAGCAUCGUCUUCGUCAUUCUGUACAUCAUUGCAUUCGCCAUUGGACUAGGACCGAUCCCUUUCAUCAUCACUACCGAGAUGUUCCGGCAGGGGGCGCGACCAGCUGCUAUGAUGCUCGUGGGCAGCACGAACUGGAUUUCAAACUUCAUAGUUGGUCUUCUCUUCCCACUAGCACAGGACAAGAUCGGUGCGUUCGUGUUCCUGUUCUUCAUGGUGGUGUGUGGCCUGACCACCGCGUUUGUCUGGAUCAAGGUCCCGGAGACGAAACACAAGACCUUCGAAGAGAUCCAGCGCUUAUUCGGCGGCCAAGACGACGAGACCGGCAACGACUGGGGCGUGGCGAACGACGGUUACAUCCCUGAUCCUCACAAGAAAAGCAGCAAGUACGCGAUCACAACGUCGCUGUAGGCUGAGCGGUUUUUGAGCGGUUUCGUGGGUAGUAGUUUCCACCAGACUGCUUUGCAGGAUGAAUAAAUAGUAGAAAUCGGCCUAAAGGGGAUAUCAUUAGCCUGCACGGCAAAUGGGCCCCGGUCUCUGUCCGGCCAAGUCUUUUCGACAAUAAUAUCCCAUUUUUAGGCCGAUUUCUACUAUUUAUUCAGCCUACAAAGGGAGUCUGGUGGAGACUAGAAAAGGAGGGGUUAAUCCUUCCGUUAUAAAGCAUGUUUACCCGAGUUGUAACUAAACCUGUUCUUACGUCUUCAGCAACAAACACAAUCUACGGCUACCGCUUAUUUGUCUCACAGUUCAAUACCAAAAAUUGUUGUUUUUUUAUUCCCAAUGCGACACA
Messenger RNA from Branchiostoma belcheri (Belcher's lancelet), 2150 nucleotides. Its product is annotated as solute carrier family 2, facilitated glucose transporter member 5-like. NCBI's taxonomy places the organism in Eukaryota, Metazoa, Chordata, Leptocardii, Amphioxiformes, Branchiostomatidae. Gene Ontology annotation, molecular function: hexose transmembrane transporter activity. Gene Ontology annotation, biological process: monosaccharide transmembrane transport. Gene Ontology annotation, cellular component: membrane. The coding region runs from base 77 to 1771 and encodes 564 amino acids. The transcript is spliced from 12 exons. The record is from RefSeq and is a predicted model, not a curated record.